CAUUAGCGAAGCAAAUACUAAAGCAGACAACCGGAUUAUUUAUUAAGCGCUGAAUAGGUUUUCUACAUUUUUCUCUUCUAUUUCGCAGUCAUAAUGUCUGAUGAGGAAGAGGACUAUAUGUCUGAUGCAUUUCUUACUAAAAUACAAGAUGUGAAGCCAGGUGUCAGCAUGGUGAGGCGGGUAAAAGAAGCGAUAAAGAAGGAGACACAGCAAAAGGAGACGAACAUCAAGAACCGUCAGAAGACUUACAAGGAGCAGGAGAAGGAAAGUAGAGAGGCAGCUUUACAAAACUCCAUUUGCAAUGAGAACAAGGGAUUUGCACUCCUGCAAAAAAUGGGUUACAAAGCUGGUCAAGGCCUCGGGAAGGCGGGAGCAGGAAGGGUUGAUCCAAUUCCUUUAAAUAUCAAAACUGACAGAGGUGGCAUUGGAAUGGAAGAGGUGAAGAAAAGAAAAGCCGAGGAGGAACUUGAACAUUAUCGUCAGAAAGUACGGGCCAAACAACAGAAUGAGACCACGUCUCUGGAAGAUUUUAGGUCACGAGUAAGGACAGAAAGAGAGGAGCGAAAGAUUGAAGGAGAUCUUAGAAGGAGCCAGCGAGCCUGUGAGCAGCUUGACAGUCAGAAGGGCAUCACUGUCCCCAGGGAGGACUGGUACUGGCCUAAAGCAGAGACUGAUGAGGAGGAAGAUGAUCUGAAGGAGGAAGAGGAGGAGGAGGAGGAGGAGGAGAAGGAGGAAGAGGAAGAGGAGAUCGUAGAAUUAACCUCCUUUGACAAACUGCAAAUUUUGACAUCCUAUCUGAGAGGAAUCCAUUUUUACUGCAUAUGGUGUGGAACCACCUAUAAUGAUGAAGAGGACAUGUGCUCUAACUGUCCUGGGGAUACAGCAGCAGACCACGACUGAAUGUGAUUAAAAAAAUGAAUAUACCCAGUUGUUCCCAGUGAAAAAGCAGUUACAUUUUAUAGUAGGAAACAGGCUGAUCACACGUGGCAUUGAUAAGCAGUGUUGGCAAUAAGAUGAUCAUAAGUGGAAGUGAAUAUUUAUUUAUUAUCCCAAUGUGUAUCUGUUGUCCAUCUCUAAAAGGACAUCCCUGUUUAUGCUGUUUAUGGUUGGCGGCCCUGAAUUUUUCUUUACAUUGCUGUGGGAAAUUUUAAAUAUCAUGUAUAUAUUUUCAAAAGAUGCACUAAGAUCUUUUUAGACAUGUUUCAAUAGCGAUUUAA
This is a messenger RNA of Anoplopoma fimbria (sablefish), 1217 nucleotides long. It is a transcript of the gene gpatch11, whose product is annotated as G patch domain containing 11. Gene Ontology annotation, molecular function: nucleic acid binding. Bases 94 to 900 code for a protein of 268 amino acids. NCBI's taxonomy places the organism in Eukaryota, Metazoa, Chordata, Actinopteri, Perciformes, Anoplopomatidae. The record is from RefSeq and is a predicted model, not a curated record. The transcript is spliced from 8 exons. Gene Ontology annotation, cellular component: kinetochore.